This is a messenger RNA of Dreissena polymorpha, 2805 nucleotides long. RefSeq names its product SUMO-activating enzyme subunit 2-like. The record is from RefSeq and is a predicted model, not a curated record. The coding region runs from base 25 to 1923 and encodes 632 amino acids. Gene Ontology annotation, cellular component: SUMO activating enzyme complex; cytoplasm. The transcript has 17 exons. Lineage: Eukaryota; Metazoa; Mollusca; Bivalvia; Myida; Dreissenidae. Gene Ontology annotation, molecular function: SUMO activating enzyme activity. Gene Ontology annotation, biological process: protein sumoylation.
GGGCUUUUAUUGUACACUUAAAAAAUGGCGGCGUCCAUGGCCGGUGUUUUGGAUGAAAAUCUGAGAGAAAAAGUGAUAAACAGCAAAAUUCUUGUUGUAGGAGCUGGUGGAAUCGGUUGUGAACUCCUCAAAAACCUUGUCCUCACAGGGUUUGUGAAUAUUGAAACGAUUGAUUUGGAUACCAUAGAUGUCAGCAACUUGAACAGACAGUUCUUAUUCCGAAAAGAGCAUGUUGGAAAAUCAAAAGCACAGGUUGCUAAGGACAGUGCUCUCCAGUUCAAUCCAGAUGCCAGCAUUAGGGCUUACCAUGACAGCAUCACCAGUCCCGACUAUGAUCUGGAGUUCUUCAGGAAAUUUGACAUUGUUAUGAAUGCACUGGAUAACAGAGCUGCCCGUAACCAUGUGAACCGUAUGUGUCUGGCAGCUGACAGGCCCCUGAUUGAGAGUGGGACUGCAGGCUAUCUAGGUCAGGUGUCAGUCAUCAAGAAAGGUCUGACAGAGUGUUAUGAGUGCAUACCCAAGCCUCCACAGAAGACUUUCCCAGGCUGCACCAUUAGGAACACACCCUCUGAGCCCAUCCACUGUGUAGUCUGGGCUAAACACCUAUUCAAUCAGCUGUUUGGGGAAGAAGAUCCGGACCAGGAUGUAUCACCAGACACUGCAGACCCUGAACUCACAGCUGAUGCCGGUCAGAAGGCCCUGGAGACAACAUCAGCGCCGGAAGGGAAUGGCAGACUGAAGAGGGUCUCUACACGAGCCUGGGUGGAGGGCAUCCAAUAUGAACCCCAGAAACUGUUCAACAAAAUGUUCCGAGACGACAUCAAGUACCUGCUAUCCAUGGAAACACUCUGGAAAAAGAGACGACCUCCAACCCCUCUUGACUGGGACAAGCUGCCUAACACAGUGGAUGGGGUGGUACCUAAAGACACUAUACAGGACCAGCGCCAGUGGUCUGUGCAGGAGUGUGCCAAUGUGUUCUCUCGCAGUAUCAGGAUCCUGCAGGGACAACUGGCUGAACGAGAGGACGGGGGAAUGUUGGUCUGGGACAAGGAUGACGAUGCUGCCAUGGAUUUUGUGGCUGCUGCAGCCAACAUUCGAGCUCAUAUAUUUGUAAUAGCUCCAAAAACAAGAUUUGACAUCAAAUCUAUGGCAGGCAAUAUCAUUCCGGCUAUCGCCACAACCAACGCUGUCAUCGCUGCCCUUAUAGUCAUGGAAGGUCUCAAAAUCCUCAAUGGAGACAUUGAAAAGUGCAAUUCUAUCUAUUUGAAUCGCCAGCCUAAUCCCAGGAAGAAGCUUCUAGUCCCGUGUGCUCUCGAUAAACCAAAUCCAAAAUGCUAUGUGUGCGCACCAACGAACGAAGUCACAGUGCUUCUUAAUGUAGAGAAGAUGAUAGUGAAAACAUUUGAGGAAAAGGUUCUGAAGACUGGUCUAGGAAUGGUGGCUCCAGACGUGAUGCUAGAAGAUGGAAAAGGAACAAUAAUUAUAUCUAGUGAAGAAGGAGAGACAGAAGAAAACGAAGAGAAGUUUCUGAGUGAGUUUGGUGUACGCAACAACAGCAUCCUCAAGUGUGAUGACUUCCAGCAGAGCUAUGAGCUCACUCUGAUCAUAGUUCACAAAGAGAAGCUGGAGGAGGACCAGGAGUUUGUGAUUGUUGGAGACGUCUCAGAACUGCAGGCCAAGUCUGAGACAGACACUGGGACCAAGGCAGAAGGGGCAAGCAAUGGUGCCUGCAAUCAAACUGGGGAUAUUGUUGUUGAGGAAGAUGAUCUCAUGAUAGUAGAAGAUGACCCUGUAGAGACGGGGACCCAGAAACGCAAACUGGAGGACCAGGAUGAUGAGACGGGCCCUCCAUCAGCCAAGAAAAAGAGACUCUCCGCUGACAAACAUGCAAGCACUGAUGAUGACGUUGCCAUGGUUUCAUGAAAGGACUUGUGUUGGAGUUUGCAGUUGGAGAAACGUUUUGGAACACAAUAUUCUGUUAAUACUAGUAAUAGAAUGCUGUUUAAUAGGACAUUUAAGAUUUACAUGUAUUGAUUACUUGGGCCUAAAGUGACAAAACAGUUAUAUAUUUAAUUCAAGUUGAAUUAAUUAUUGAAUGUAAGUGCUGUAGUUCUGACAGUCAUCAAAGAAAAAUGUUCUUGAACAAGCUUUUUUAAAACAUUUUCCAUUGAGCUGGAUAGAAUGUCCGACAGUAAGGGUGGAAUAUGUCAUUGGUCAGAUUGUGGAAACAUAUUGAGAUGAUUGUCAGGGGUCUGAUGGUCAGAUUGUGGAAACAUAUUGAGAUGAUUGUCAGGGGUCUGAUGACAGACUCUGAUUGAGAUGAUUUCAUCCUUUAUCUUACAUUCAUGCUUUAAUUCAGCUUCAAAUUUUGUGUUCACAGAACAUAGUUAUAAGAAUUUGUUAGUUGUCAACUACGGUAUUAUAGUGUAUAAGCAAUUUUGCAUUUUAUUUUUCAAGAAAGUUGAAGAAUCUUAAAGGUUUUAUUUUCCAAUAAAAAUUGCAGUUUUUAAUAAUAGUGUAUGUUGAAUCUGAAAAUAUACCUGUUUUAUUAAACUGAAUCAUAUUGUGAUUUCUUUACUUUAAUCCGUUUUUUUUUUUGAAAAUUGUUUGUCUCACUAAAUAGUUCUUAAAAAAGGAAAAAAACAACACUUGUUUGACCAGCUUGUCCGAAUGAUUUUUGUACCAGGUAGUACAGUUUAUGAUGUAGUUUCAAAUGGAGGAUGAAUAUUUGUUUAAAUGUGUAGUUAUCAGUUAAGUGCUUGUGUACAGUUAUUGAUUGUAUGGCCAAUAAAUGUUCGGUAAUUG